Aspergillus lentulus is the source of this 1245-nucleotide messenger RNA. RefSeq names its product NAD-dependent epimerase/dehydratase family protein. Lineage: Eukaryota; Fungi; Ascomycota; Eurotiomycetes; Eurotiales; Aspergillaceae. Gene Ontology annotation, cellular component: cytosol. Gene Ontology annotation, molecular function: UDP-glucose 4-epimerase activity. Gene Ontology annotation, biological process: galactose metabolic process. The record is from RefSeq and is a predicted model, not a curated record.
AUGACUUCAAGUUCACAUUCUGAAAGAAGCCCAUCUGCUUCUCCUCGGAUCUUUUCUGAAGUUCCGACUCCAGACAGCGAGACGGACGGCUUUGAUACAUUGACACCUGUCAGUGAUGGCGAGGAUUAUGUCCUUGUCACUGGCGGCCUAGGAUUCAUCGGCAGCCAUACCUGUCUGGAAUUGAUGAAAGCCGGAUACAAUGUCCUCAUUGUCGACGAUCUGAGUAACAGCUACCGUCAUGUCUUCUCCCGGAUCCUCCUGGCCGCGAAACUGCACUUUGACAGUACGGACGGCCAUUGUCCCAAGGCGACGCUGUACGAUGUCGACUACCGCGACAAGUCGGCCAUGAGGAACCUCCUCGACGCGUAUCAGCUCGACCUAUCCACAAGACAAUCGAGCAUCAUCGGAGUCAUCCACUUCGCAGCCUUCAAGCAGGUCGAAGAAAGCAUCCACAUCCCGCUCAAGUACUACCGCAACAACAUCAACGGGCUCGUCGACCUCCUCGUCCUGCUAGACCAGUACCGCAUCACCACCUUCAUCUUUUCCUCGUCUGCAAACGUCUACGGCAAACUAGCCGAGAACCGUCCAAUCCUCCACGAAGAGGAGUGCAUCCAUCAAGCUGAGCCCAACCAGUUAGGUGCGUCUCACUCCUGCGAAACGAACAUCUCCCAAAUUACAAACCCCUACGGCCGCACCAAACUCUUCGGUGAAGCCGUCCUCGCCGACGUGGCCCGUGCAAAUCCCGCAUGGACCAUCGUCGCCCUGCGAUACUUCAACCCAAUCGGCUGCGAUGCCUCCGGCCUACUAGGCGAAGACCCAAAGAUCAAUCCUUCGAACCUCGUCCCGGCCGUCGUGGACAUCCUGACCGGCAAGCGGGACGAGCUCCACAUCUACGGAAAUGACUGGGAUACGCCUGACGGCACCCCGAUCCGGGAUUUCAUCCACGUCACAGACGUGGCGAGGGGCCAUACGGCUGCGUUGGCUGCGGCGCGGGAGGGUCGUGUUCGGGACGGAUUUCGCACGUUUAAUCUCGGGACAGGGCGUGGGCAUUCGGUGUUGGAGCUGGUGCAGACGCUGGAAAAAGUGUCCGGGCGGAUGAUUCCGAGACGGGUGGUGGGGAGGAGAGCGGGGGAUGUUGGGUCGUGUGUUGCCAGUGCGGAGCGGGCGGCGGUGGAGUUGGGAUGGACGACGCAGAAAUCAUUGAGGGAUGCUUGUGAGGAUUUGUGGAGUUAUCUACAGCAGUAA